This is a messenger RNA of Calliphora vicina (urban bluebottle blowfly), 1196 nucleotides long. It is a transcript of the gene Taldo, whose product is annotated as transaldolase. Gene Ontology annotation, cellular component: cytoplasm; intracellular anatomical structure. The transcript is spliced from 3 exons. Gene Ontology annotation, biological process: carbohydrate metabolic process; pentose-phosphate shunt, non-oxidative branch; pentose-phosphate shunt. Bases 64 to 1056 code for a protein of 330 amino acids. NCBI's taxonomy places the organism in Eukaryota, Metazoa, Arthropoda, Insecta, Diptera, Calliphoridae. The record is from RefSeq and is a predicted model, not a curated record. Gene Ontology annotation, molecular function: transaldolase activity.
UUUGCAACACGUGAUAAUUAAGUAGUCUCCAAGUAGAACAAUUGUACAAUCAGUGCGUUUAGAAUGGAUCCUGAAGUCAAGCAAAAAAGAUCAAAAAUGUCGGCUUUGGAGCAAUUAAAAAAAUACACUACUAUUGUGGCUGAUACCGGUGACUUUGAAAGCAUGAAGCUUUACAAGCCCACCGAUGCUACAACAAAUCCUUCUCUCAUUUUAAAUGCCGCUAAGAUGGAGCGUUACCAGGAUAUUGUAGAAAAAGCUGUACAAUAUGGAAACAAAACCGGAGUAUCCUCUGAUGAUAAAAUCGAAGAAGCCAUGGACUAUUUGUGCGUGUUAUUUGGUUGUGAAAUUUUGAAAAUUGUUCCUGGACGUGUCUCGACUGAAGUUGAUGCCCGUCUAUCCUUUGAUACCGAAAAAAGCGUCAAGAAGGCUUUAAAAUUGAUUUCCAUAUACGAAGACAUGGGAGUCGGAAAGGAUCGCAUUCUCAUUAAGCUGGCCUCAACCUGGGAGGGCAUACAAGCCGCCAAAAUCUUGGAAUCCCAACACAAUAUCAAAUGUAAUUUGACUUUAUUGUUCUCCUUUGCCCAGGCCGUAGCCUGUGCCGAGGCAAAUGUAACACUCAUUUCCCCAUUUGUGGGCCGUAUUCUGGAUUGGUAUGUGGCCAAUACAGACAAAAAGAAAUAUGAGCCUAAAGAGGAUCCUGGUGUUGUUUCCGUUACAAAAAUUUACAACUACUAUAAGAAAUUUGGCUACAAAACUGUCGUCAUGGGUGCAUCAUUUAGAAACACUGGUGAAAUUAAAGCUUUGGCUGGAUGCGAUUUGUUGACAAUUGGACCUUCUCUGCUCAAGGAACUCGAAAAUGAUGCUGAUGAAAUUACACCCCAAUUGAGUGCUGAACAGGCAGCCAAAGUGAAUAUGGAAAAGAUUAGCAUGGACGAAUCUACAUUCAGAUGGAUGCUUAACGAGGAAGCCAUGGCUACCGACAAACUUUCCGAGGGUAUUCGUAAAUUUGCCGUUGAUGCUGUUGCUUUGGAAAAUCUCAUUCGCAAGCGCAUUUAAAAUAAUUUUUAAUUUUUUUCUAAUUGGUACAGGGCUCCAUUUAUACUACUAUUCCAUAUGUUACGUUAAUACAUACUAACUAACCCAUAUUUUUUGUAUGAGUAGAAAUAAAAAAUGGUUUUUCUUAAGAUUUUACAAAA